GUCGGUCUCUGCUAGAGCCACUCCGUCCGUCGGUCUACACCCACGGCGUGGACGGCAAAUUCCACGGGCAACAUGCGUGGCUGCACGCAGGGCAUUGCGCGAGAACAAGCCAAGUGACACAGCGUUUCGGUGCUGUAUGCCAUGUAUCUAUGUGGCUUGGGGUGGUUCGUCAAAUUGACUACGACACUGUUUCUCUUCCACGCCAGAGGGCUUGUAACGGCGAGGACCACCAUGUUUACCAACUGGACUCACCAGAUGUUGGGAGACCGGAGCUACGCGCAAGUCAUACUGUUACUCGUAACAUCUUUAGUACUUUUUAUUGGCGUUUCCCUGACCCGAUCACGCGAACGAUUGUCACGAUCAGGAAUAUUCGAUGCCAAUGGCGAGCCCAUAUUCGAACUGACAAAGGACGCGCGAGUGGACAAAUUCAUUUACCCCUCUGCUCUUUCUCAGCAAGGCCGAGACCAUGCAGGGGACAAACCAUUUCUCAUCCGGAAUGGAAAGCGCAGAGAACUGGUCAUCACACGACCGGACCAUAUACGAGAUUUCUAUCGAGGGGACACCAGUGCGCAUCCGAAACCAGUCAACUUGAACAUGGGACAAUACUUUGGCCAAAUCUUAGGUGAUGCCGUAGGCGCAAAGGACGGAGAGCGAUGGAAAGUCGUGCGAAAGUACUUCGAUCCCUUCUUCUCCUUCCAGGCGAGCCGUCAGGUAUUACAAAGCCUUCAUACCGGUGUUGCAGAAUGGUGUGAGGAGCUUCCCCGGCACACUGUUGCCCCUAGUCACUCGCACGAAAAAUUCCAUUGUGAUAUCAAGAAGCUCUGUCGGUUUCUGCCAUUCAGACUCAUGGCGGCAUAUCUGUAUGGGGAAGUGUUUGAUAGUAAAGCGUAUUCCGAAUUGCUUGAUCUGAAUGUCCUGCACGAGGUCAUCCUUCACGACGUUAUCCUCUCUACCAAGCUGGCAUCGAAAUGGGGCUGGCUUGACACUGCCGCUCGCAGGCGUGCUCAAGAGUACAACCGUCGCUGGGAGACGUUCAAUAUGCACAUGAUUCAUCGAGCGAGAGUUGCAAAUCUUGGCAGUCCAGCAGAGCAAAUUUACCACGGAACAGAAUCCACACCCGCGAUGAAGAAGACAGAGUUUCUCCACACUAUGGACGAGAUCUUGUUCGCCAAUAUAGAUGUCAGUGCGGCGGUCCUGCACACUAUGCUCCAGAGACUGGCAUCGAACACUUCCAUUCAGGAGGCACUUCGUCACGAGAUACGCUCACAAGCGCUAGACUCCGAGGACGGGGCCGUGAUAGAUUACAUCGCUGGCCAGAGCUCUCUCUUACAUCGUGUAGUAAUGGAAAGCAUGCGGUUCAGUCCUGCCUUUGCCUUCUCCUUACCCGAAUGUACUGCUGUCCCGAAAGUAAUCGGAGGCUUCCGCGUGCCAGCCCACACGUCAGUCAUCAUUGACGCAGGCCGAUUAAACUCGGAUACGAAGACUUGGGGCCCGUCAGCGGAUGAAUUCCAACCUCAGCGAUUCGAGACCAUUUCCCCGCUCAAGUGUCGCUAUGAAAUGAUGCGAUUUGGAGUGGGCGCCAACAGCGGGCGUUGCUUGGGUAAGCAUUUUGCCGAUGCAAUCUUCAAGCUGGCGGCGGUGUGUAUGGUGCAGCAGUAUGAGAUUCGGCCGGGGGAGUCUGAUGGUAUGGCGGGACAGGAGCAGUUGGAAUUGGUGCGUUUGGCUCGUAUUGGUAGAUGCAGAUUGUAGAGAGUGGGGGGAGGAGGAUAGAUUGGAGAUUACUAGCCUGAUCGUAUAGGGCGAGGAGACGCUCGAGCCUGAUUUGGUUUUUUUCAAACGAAACG
Molecule: messenger RNA, 1844 nt
Organism: Sphaerulina musiva SO2202
Lineage: Eukaryota; Fungi; Ascomycota; Dothideomycetes; Mycosphaerellales; Mycosphaerellaceae
Product: cytochrome P450
Exons: 8
Coding region: 232-1749 (505 amino acids)
Molecular function (GO): monooxygenase activity; heme binding; oxidoreductase activity, acting on paired donors, with incorporation or reduction of molecular oxygen
Source: RefSeq, a predicted model, not a curated record